AUGGCGACUCCCGCCCGUGCCCCGGAGUCGCCUCCGGCCGCGGAUCCCGCACCCGCCGUGGGGCCUGCCGAGGAGGAAGCCGACUGCCCGCCGCCGCCUCGCCAACCUCAGGUCCCGCAGAAUGUCCUCGCUGCCCCGCGGCUUCGAGCCCCCAGCUCCCGAGGACUUGGGGCCGCGGAGUUUGACGGAGCUGCGGGAGAUGUUGAGGCGCCAGGAGAGACUUUUGCGCAACGAGUCACCUUGGCCCCCGGUGGAUCCCCGGCCGCCCCGCGGGCCCCGGCGCGGCCUGCAGCGGCCCAGCCGAGCCUCGCGCGGGCCCCGCGCCGGCCGCGUGGGGACGGUGCCCGGAGGGCGGGCGGGCGGGUGCUGCGGCCGAG
Dipodomys ordii (Ord's kangaroo rat) is the source of this 377-nucleotide messenger RNA. RefSeq names its product DNA-directed RNA polymerase II subunit GRINL1A, isoforms 4/5-like. The annotation marks the transcript as partial. The record is from RefSeq and is a predicted model, not a curated record. NCBI's taxonomy places the organism in Eukaryota, Metazoa, Chordata, Mammalia, Rodentia, Heteromyidae. The transcript is spliced from 2 exons.